Plasmodium falciparum 3D7 is the source of this 828-nucleotide messenger RNA. RefSeq lists its product as uncharacterized. The record is from RefSeq and is a predicted model, not a curated record. NCBI's taxonomy places the organism in Eukaryota, Apicomplexa, Aconoidasida, Haemosporida, Plasmodiidae.
AUGCUUUUUUUGUUUUUGCUUUUGCUUUUUUUUAUUAUACAUUUAUCGUAUUCACUUAAUAUCAAUGGAAAAACCAAUUUAUUCAUAAACACCUCUUGCGAUAAUAAUAAUAAUAAUAAAAAAAAAAAAAAAAAAUGGAAUAGUCAAAUUAUUAAAAGGGACGCCAUUCAAAUGUCGAAUGUUAUGAACAUGAGAAAUACUAAGAAAACACAAAGUAGUAAGAACAUGAGAAAUAUUAAACAAGUACAAAAUUUGUAUGAACCUAUACAUAAAAAAGAAAGAGACAUAUAUCCAAAAGUAUAUAAUGCCCAAAUAAAAAACAACGUAAUAUAUAAACAGAUACCUGAGUUAACGUAUCCUUAUAAAAAAUACAAUAUUGACGAUAUAUAUUAUGGUAGGAUCUUAAGUAUUAAUAGCAAAAAAAUUAAAUUGGAUAUUUUAUGUGACAGGAAGGCUUAUUUAAAUACGUCCGAAUAUUUUAAUAAUCGUAUGAUGAAUAAAUAUAUUUAUAAUAUUUUAAAUAUUAAUAAUAUAAUAAAAGUCCAAAUAAAAAAUAUAGAAAAAAUUCAUCAAAAAAUACAUGUAGAUAUUAAAAAAUAUACAUAUGAAGAAUUUGUAUCAUCUUUUAAAAAUAACAAUAUAUAUAUCAAUUCUAAAGUUAUUCAAAUUAAACCAAACUAUCUUUUGUUAUAUUUAGCCCCCAAAGUUAUUGGGAAAUUGAUGUAUGAUAAAAAUCAGGACAUGCGAAAUUUUCAUGUUGGUAAUAAUGUACACGUAAAAAUUGAUUACUUCGACAAAAUGAAAAAUGAGUUAUACGUAAUAAGAUAA